This is a messenger RNA of Trachymyrmex cornetzi, 658 nucleotides long. RefSeq names its product longitudinals lacking protein-like. Bases 11 to 658 code for a protein of 215 amino acids. The record is from RefSeq and is a predicted model, not a curated record. NCBI's taxonomy places the organism in Eukaryota, Metazoa, Arthropoda, Insecta, Hymenoptera, Formicidae. Gene Ontology annotation, molecular function: protein binding. The transcript is spliced from 2 exons. Gene Ontology annotation, biological process: regulation of transcription by RNA polymerase II. Gene Ontology annotation, cellular component: nucleus.
AAAAGAGAGUAUGGGUGAAAAGACGUUCAACCUUACGUGGAACAAUCAUCUGGCGAAUCUGUCGGGUUUGUUCGAAGCUCUUUACAAAAGUGGCUCCUUGACGGAUGCGACUUUGGCUUGCCAGGAUGGCAUGUUAAGAGCCCACAGGUUGGUGCUAGCAGCGUGCAGCCCUUAUUUCGAAAGGGUCUUUAAGGAACAUUACGGAGAGCAACCCAUUCUCAUUUUAAAAGGUGUCGCUGUUGAGGAAAUGGAAUGCCUUUUGGAUUUCAUGUACAGAGGAUCCAUUGAUGUAGCGGAGGAGCACCUUCCCUCGCUGAUAAAAACUGCCACCGAUUUGGAGAUACGUGGUCUCUCUGGGGAAUCGAAAAACCAAGAGAGUAACUGCAACCUCUAUACCAGGGUUGAGACACGAAUGCAACGAUGCCAUAUUGAAACUAGAGUGCACACUACCGAAUACAUCAAAGAACCAUCAAUGAUUCCUUUCCUACCAAAACACUUGACCGUCGAUGCGAUGGAGGAUCACAUUAAAGUGGAGGACAUCGAAGUGGAAGAUGAUCCGAUGGUGAUCGACGGGCAUGAGGACAGCUUCGAUGAGUUUCCGCGAUCCACGGAAACGCAAAUUGUAAAUUCAAAGGAUAUGCGAUUUAACUUAUUUUGA